Molecule: messenger RNA, 1442 nt
Organism: Varanus komodoensis (Komodo dragon)
Lineage: Eukaryota; Metazoa; Chordata; Lepidosauria; Squamata; Varanidae
Gene: EMID1
Product: EMI domain containing 1
Exons: 15
Coding region: 1-1401 (466 amino acids)
Molecular function (GO): protein binding
Source: RefSeq, a predicted model, not a curated record
AUGGCGAGCGCGGGGGGGCGCGGCCGGCCCGGGGGCCUGCGAGCCGCGCUCCGGCUCUGGCUCUGGCUGUGGGGCUGCUGCUGCUGCGGGCUGCCCGGCGGGGCCGGCGGCACCUGGAGCCACGCGGGGCUCCAGUUCGCCAGUCGCAGGAACUGGUGCUCGUACAGUGUCACCAGGACUGUUUCCUGCCACGUCCAGAAUGGCACCUACCUCCAGAGAGUUUUCCAGAGCUGCCGGUGGCCCAUGGGCUGCACUGGAGGCAGCUAUAGAACAAUCGUCAGACCAACCUACAAGCAGGCAUACAAAACUGUCACAGCUCUGGAGUGGAAAUGUUGCCCAGGACACACAGGGGCAAACUGCGAGGCAGAGACUGUCAGUUACCCGGAACCUCAGGAUGUCUCUCUACGCAGACUCCCCGUCCGACCUGCGACUUAUUCCAGUUGUUUAAAUUGCAGCAGAUUCUCAGAGCUGUUGGAGCGACUCAACUUCCUGGAAGCCAAGGUAGCAACCAUUUCGACCGCGGAGUUCAUCCCCUCUGCAAUACCCAGCGGACAACUCCCUCUUAAAGGAGGUACCUCUCCCGAUUCCUUAGCACUAUGGGGCUCUCUACCCGCCCAAGGAAGCCCCGGAGAUGAGAACACCAAAAGGAAGCUGGCCUCACAAGGACCUCCAGGCCCCAUGGGCCCAAAAGGAGAGGCUGGCAUCCGGGGCCCCUCAGGGAUUCCUGGGGUCAAAGGUCCUGCCGGACCACAAGGUCCUCCUGGCCCCCCGGGUCCUCCCGGAAGAGAUGGCGCAAGAGGGUUACCUGGGGAGAAGGGCCCCCCUGGACCACCGGGGCCUCCAGGCCCACCGGCCCCAGUGGGACCAAAGGUGGCACCGAUCCCCGAUCAGGGGGACCCCCUCCUGUCCAACACCUUCACUGAAACGGGCCUCACCGGGCCUGCUGGACCUCCUGGGCUCCCCGGACUGACCGGGCCCCCGGGGCCGGCUGGAGCACCUGGUCCACCAGGACAGGACGGAAGCCCCGGAAUGCCCGGUGCUGACGGUGCGGCUGGCACCCCUGGGGAAAAAGGCGAGAGAGGGCCACAGGGGUAUCCUGGCCGCAGAGGUCUGGACGGAGAGCGGGGUGAUCCGGGCCCCAAAGGUGAACCAGGAGAGAAGGGCACCUGGGCCAUUAGCUUACAAAGCUUCCUAGAGCAGCAGGCCCAGCUGGAGCUCCUGGCUAGGAGGGUCACCUUGCUGGAAGCUAUCAUCUGGCCAGAACCGGAACCAGGAUCUGGCCUCGAACCCGUCUCGGCGAGCACGCCCAGCUACGGUCGUGGCAAGCGUGGCGGCAGCCCGGGCGCCCGCAAGGUGAUCGUGCAGCGCUUCUCGCAGAGGGGCAAGGACACGCGGAAGUGACGAGGGCCGCCCGCCCGGCCAGCGUGGGACGCGGAGGAGGC